Molecule: messenger RNA, 7595 nt
Organism: Xiphias gladius (swordfish)
Lineage: Eukaryota; Metazoa; Chordata; Actinopteri; Istiophoriformes; Xiphiidae
Exons: 12
Coding region: 504-4499 (1331 amino acids)
Biological process (GO): regulation of transcription by RNA polymerase II
Cellular component (GO): nucleus
Molecular function (GO): DNA binding; DNA-binding transcription factor activity, RNA polymerase II-specific
Source: RefSeq, a predicted model, not a curated record
CGAUUCACACUGUAUGUCAGGACAAAAACCAAGCCAUGAAUUCCAACAAACUCUCUGCAGACCUCCGUGUUAAAAUUGCCAUAAAAUCAUUUCUAAAGCUUUGAGUGUUCCAAGGAGCAGAGUGGCCUCAAUAUUUAUGAAACGGAAGACGAUUGGAACCACCACAACUCUUCCUAGACUUUGCCGUCUGGCCAAACUGAGUACCCAGGCAAGAAGGGCUUUGGCCAAAGAGGUGACCAAGAACCCAGUGAUCACUCUAACAGGGCUUCAGAAGUCCUCUGCAGAGAUGGGAGAACCUGCUGUAAGGACGACCAUCUUGGCAUCAUUCCAUCAAUCAGUUUCUGGUUGAGGAGUACACAGGGCAAUGGCAAGUUCCUCUUCCCCAGCUGAAGGUGCUGCGGACAGCACUCUGCAGUUUCACCAAAGCCACUGCUGCCUUCCCUGAUGACUGUCAGCAUAUCCACUAUGUUCUCAGUAGUCUGGCCUUGAGCUUCUUUGAACUGAUGCUGUUUUUCAGCAAAGAAGAAUUUGUGGAAGACCCUUUAAAAGACAUCCUUGAUUCCUUUCAGGAGUGUCACUCUCAGCUCCUGAGGCACAGGAAUGGCUACUUUCAGCAUGUGAAGCAGAUCAUCAAAGCAGGAGGCCCAUGGGAGAAUCCAGUGCUGCAAGGAAUCCUCAAGGAGGCAGACUUUCCACCAAAAGAGGUUGAGGACUACUUGAGCUCAGAGUUGCCAGUAUUCUUGGAGCUGCGGGUCCGUUAUCUGCAGGCCUGUGAACGAAUACAGGAGGCCAUGGCCCUGUCUAAAAGCUGCCUGGAAAAUCAUGAGGCUGGAAAGCACCUGUACUUCCAUCAGGCCUACCUGACCUGCCUCUAUAAGGCCUCACUGCAUGAACAUCUUCACAAGGAGAUGGCGGAGAUAGAUGGCCGUGAUGCAGUGGAGAUCAUCUGCAACACAGAGAGCGUUGAAAAAGAUGAGCUCCUGUUGUCACUGUGUAAAGCUUUCCUUACCCAGCAUCUACACAAUGGAGACAUGUAUUACAUCUGGGACCUGGUGUUCAUCUGGAGUAGAUUGCAUCUUAGGGCCCAUCCUUCCAGACAGGGCUUCCUGGCUGAGUGCUUACAACUUGCUGCCUCUGCUACCAAUGUCAGAGCCAUCUUCCCCUUCGUCAAACUGGUCACCACAGAGGUGGGUGGUGAAGGAAUCCAGGUCUGUGUGGAGCUCUGUGCCAGGGCCUUGCAGCUAUGUGACAUGCCGGCUGACUCUGUAACCCGGUCACUGGUUUGCAAGACCAUCGCCUUCCUGCUGCCUCAUGACCUGGAGAUUUGUCGAGCGUGUGCCCUACUGGUCUUCUGCCAGGAACGCAGCCUGGAGGCUUACCGAACUGUCUGCCUGCUUUACAUGCAUCCUGACCAGGAGCCCCAUCCCCACAACAGCCCUGUCCGGACCAAUGUUCGCUUCCAUAUUCUGCAGAUGCUGAAGGAGCGCCUGUGCUUUGACCCUGAGUUUUGGAACCUCCUGACCCUCAGGACCCGUUGCUUGGAGUUGAUAAGUGACAAGGUCAUGAAGGCUGCUGUUCUAAAUGAGAUGAAGGAAGAAGAGAGUAUACAGUAUACUGAAUACAGUGAAGAGCUGUUAACAAAUAAUUGUUUAAAUGACUCAUGCACUCAGAGUUUCAAUUUGUGCCAGUGCACUGAAGCUACAUUUGUUAAACAAGACCUCCCAGAAAAGCAGAUUAUAGGUGGACAGGUAGGAAAGUGUGUUUCUCCAUCAAAUAAUGAUCUCUUGAAGAGUAGAAAAUGGAGGAGAAGACUGCGGAGGAGAAAACAUUCUGUGUCUGAUGAUGAGGCAGACCCUGGUGAUGAUCCAGAGAUCACAUACAAUCUCAAAUCCACGUCUUCGGGUAAUAAGCCUAUGUACUCACUAAGAGGCAAUCACACUAACAUGGAAAAUUCUGCUUCUGCAAAGCUCCCUCUAAACCGCAAGAGAGAGUACUUGUCUAGAUGUGUGAAGAGCCAAAUUUUGAAAAGGAAAGGUCAGAAGAAAAGAUGGUUGCAGGGUCUUCCAAGAGUGGAGCAGGUACAGACAGUUAAAGAGAAGAAGGUCAAAGUUAAAGGGAAAAAAAGGGGAAGGAAGCCUUUACUGAAACUGGAACUCUCUUACCCUGAUAAUGACAUAUUCCUUACUGAGGACACAUCUGGUUUUGAGUUGAACACAGAAGUCACAGAGCAGGAUAUGCCUCAUCUGGAGAAUGAACUUGGACAAAAAAGUGAACAAAAAGAAAAUCAACUUGAGCAGAUGACUGACCUUGAGAAAGAAAAUGGACUUGGGAAACAUACUGACUUGUUCUCUGUUAGCAGGCUCAGUGGACAAACCCAAGAGGAAUCUCAAACACAGCUUAGUUCAGAGCUUGCUGUUGAAGCUGAUCCUGAGCUUGAUGGACCACCUUUAGAGUUACUGGAUUGUCCAAUAGAACUGUUACACAGUUACUCCCUUAAAUCCAAAAAGCCUGACAAUGAGAAACUCCAACCUCAAGAAUCCUCAGCAACAGAUGAGCUUAAUGGUGAUGCAAAACAGGAGCCCCAACCCACAGUGGUAACAGAAGUCUCAAAUACUGAGGUGAAAGCCAAGAGAACAUGGAAGGACAGAGUACUCCGAACUCAACAAUAUGCCCAUUUGACCCACCACUGCAACUUCUGCCGCAAAGACUAUAAAGGCUUGAAUGUCAUGAGGCAUGCUCUCUCCCACCUUAAAAGUACUAAACUAAGAUGUAUACUCUGUGGAAAACGCUUUAAACAGCUUCCUUUUGCCAAAAAGCAUGUUCUGGAACACAUUGAUGAAAUGUGCAAGCAAAAACCCCCUGAUAAGGACCCAUGCACUGAGGACACUCCAGCUGCUAAUGGAAUAGCAGAUAAUGUGGAAAAUCAGAACCAGCCUCAGGGUGAAAAUCCGACAUCUGUUUCUGAUGAGGAAACUCCUCAACAGAAACCUGGAGGCAAAACUAAAGUUUCCAGCCUCAGGAGGGAAGAUCGAAUCAUCAGAAACCUGCGCACCCUCAUCAAAAAGACAUCUGUGCUUCACAAAAAGUGCAAGAACCCUAAUUCAAAUAUUUUCAAGCAGGUAGAUUUCAAGGAUGAGCAGGUAGUCAUUAAAGAUGGCAUGGUGAUUGUAAGAGAUCCAUCUGUAAUGAAGAACGAGGUGGAAGGAGACGGGAAGGAGAACCCAGUAGGAGAAAAUGGCUAUGGUUUGGACAUCAUAUAUCACUUGUGCCCUUCAGAGUCCUGUGAUAGAGUAUUCUUGAGGAUCAGCACCACACUAACAAAGCACGCUAUCAAAUGCCAUAUUAAUGAAGAGAAAGUGCUGGAGAAGACUUUUGUUUGGGCCAAGCACAAGUGUACCCUCUGUCUCAGGCAGUUACAGUUUCUCCAGCAUUAUAAGGACCACAUGAAGCUCCAUGAUACUCCUCUCCAGCACUUCUGCUACCAUCUAGAGUGUAACCAGCAUUUCUUGACACACCAAGAAUUGAAGGACCAUGUCACCACCCACCAGCCCUUCAGACCCCAGUGUCCCUUCACAGACUGUGAGAAGCUGUUCUCAACCCUUCAGGGCCUCUAUGACCAUGAAUGGAGACACUACAUCCCAGCACCUCAAAGAGAGGAGCUAGAGUUGGGACCAAGCAGACAGAAAAAACAAAAUGCUGAAGCUCCGUGGAAGCAGAGAGUGAAGGUCGAGGAGUUAUGGCUGCAGAAUAAAAAGGGGCCGAGGGACAGUCCCACCCCUGAUCACGUUGAGGCCUCUAAUCUUGAGGAUCUCAGGGAAAUGAGCAAAACUGAAGAGCAGGAUUGUGAAGUAAAUGUUCCAAACAGUAGUGAAGACCUUUCCAGAUCAGAUAAUUGUUCUGAGAAAACAGUGAGUUAUGAGCCCACGGACGACAGCAAAGCCACCAUCAAUGGAUAUGAGGAUGUGACAAAAAAUUUGUCAGAUGGAUCGAUCUUCACUUCCCACACUGGCACUGCUGCAACCACUCCAAGUAAGAAGUGUCGAAAAAGAACGCCAAUCGAGUGGGACCCUUUGAAUGUCAGAGACCUUGAGGACUUGUCUACAUUGGCUGAGGGAGUCCAGCAGAAACUGGGAGAGCCACACAUCACUGAGCACAAAACCUUCAAACCUGAAGAUCCCUCCUAUGCGACCUUUGUCAAAGCUCCUUUCAUCCGGCCACCACCCUCCACCUACCUGGAUGAAUCUCUGCUCUCAAUGCGCAAGAGGAGGUCCACUAAUGAGGCUGCUCUUAGGAAAAAUGUAUACUGGAGCAAUAAGAAAAAGAAGGAGCCCGUCCAAGAGAAGGAGCAGCAGGUAGAUUAUGUGGCCCCUGAACAGAAGAUCAGACAUCGCUGCGACAAAUGUCUGUCCUCCUUCAGCAGCUUAGAAGAUUUACAGAAACACCAAGCCCUUAACACUUGCUCUGCACUCUUUGGCUUCGAUUCGGAUGAUGAAAAUUAGUGCACGAAGAGGAGCUGAAGCUGGACUGACCAUUAUACUCCAUCACAUGGCUCAGGGCAAGCCUUGAAGAUAAAUGGACACUGGAACCCUUUCUCAAUACAGUACUUAUUUAAUUCUUGGAUACCAGUUUGAUAUAAAGGCUGGAUAUGUGCCAAAAUGGUUAAUUGGAGGAUUUUAUUAAUUUAUAAACCUUCUGAAGCAAUAAUUUUGACAGCUAAAACCAGUUUUGAACACAUUGUUUUUCCUUCAGAACAUCAUCAAUCAAAAAAAAAAAAAAAAUCAGCGAUAAAUUUAUUAGGGAUGACACGGUGGGGAAAUGUUCCCACUGGGUAAUAAACUCAUGACAACACCAGUGCUACUGAUUACACUGAACAUGAUUCAAGAAAUGGUGUCGGCUCAGUAUCUGCAGAGCGCUUACUGAUAUUUAACUUUAGAUCUUUAGAUCUUCCCCUUACUUUUUGAACGAAACGAAUGCGUGUUACCUCCAGAUGCUGCCACCUUCUUCAGACAAAGUUUGCAGAUUGCCUCACUAAUGCUAUCAGGUUCCCUUUUGGCAUUAGGUUUAAAUCCAAAAUAUUGCCAAAUAGGCGCUUUUGCUUUUCGCUUUGAUACCAAAUCCUCCACCAUCAUCUUGUCGGUCAACUCUCCUCUCAUCCCGUGAUAAGACUCCGCUAUUCUGUGAUGCAACUCUGCUCCGCUGUUGCACAGACCAGACACUUUCAGUUUAUAAUUGUAGCGUACAUUGAGUAUUUAUAACUGGUAUUUUACAAAUUAAGAGUUUUUUAUUUGAUGAAUGUGGGUGCUACCACUAUGCGCAUAAAUGAACCAAAUGGGUUUUAUGUCUAUAUAAAAAAAAAAAAAAAGUCGGUGGGGCUGGUGGGAAAGUUGUAUGUGCCUGAACACCGUGUUACCCCGGUAACACUGACUGUCGCGGGAACCCUAAAAUCUAUUAAUUCUCAUAAUUUAUGAUAAUAUUUAUUCACCUUUUCAAACAAAAUUAGUCAUAAAAACAAAUUUUGUUUUCUCAGCAUAUCUAAAAGUAACUUUAAAAUGUCUGGGAACUGAGAAACAAUAUACAGGCCAGGAUGACCUCCCUAGAAUAAAAAACAAUUGUUUUGCAAAGUACGUACAUCCAUAAAAUAACUUCACACAUAUAUCAGUAUUCCUUUUUUUAAAAAAAAAUUCCUUUCUCACAGAAUGCCAGCGUUGUAAUGACAAACUUUUGCUGGAUUUAACAUACUGUGGUAAAGUUAUAGUACCAUUUGAAACAGUAUGUGUCAUGUUGAGGUAAUGGUUUGUGAACCUGCUUAGGUAAACAUAGUGCUCUUCAAUGUAUAUGCAUUUCUAAAACAUCAUUAUUGAAGCAACUACACACAGUUUCAACCUGAAUUUCAAGCAAAUUCCAUAGCAAGUACUGACAAAUUUAUUUCAGUCAUUCAUUUUUAGUGACUAGGUAGAAGGAGGCAAAGCUGGAUGUAUGGAUAAAUGAAAUGCUUUUGCCUUUUCUAGCAUACUUUGACAUGCUUAGAGGUCAGUAAUCUAUCACAAUACACAAUUAAUCAUAAGAAGGUGGAGGAGUCCAGGUCUGCCUGGUCUAUUUCUUGGUAUUUUAUCAAUUCUACAUAGAAGUACCUUAUAACUAAACACUCAUCUGCAAAUCUUGCUGUCAGUCACUUGACAAAUAAGCAAAAAAAUGCUUUAUUAGGUGUGUUUUGCACCAUACUGCAUCAGACAUUUCAGUAGUCACGGCCAUACAAAGCAAUGGAGGAAUCCCCUUCAGAAAUUGGUAUAGCUUCAAAAAUUACUCAAUGCCAUUUACUAGAAAUGCCAAUGCAUUUCAAUCAUUCAUUUCUGGUUGUCUUUCAGUUUAACCUGUUGACACUUAAUAGUGCAUUCCCAUUUGGGUCAUAUACUGAAGUCAGGUAAAGUAAGCCUGCGAGAUUGUAAUUUUUUUAGUCAUAUUUUUAAAACGUUCACAUAUUUAAUUUGAACUUAUUAAGGGUUUCUUUUUCUCUGUCUCCACUCAGACUUUUUGGAACAUUUAGUUUAAUUUAUUUUUUGGAAAGAUUUAAGAAGAAAAGAUUGUUGCCAGCAAACUGAAAGGAUCUAGCUUCGAAUCAGUUUUCUCAUGCCUUGUUGGUAAAAACUCUUAGUGGCAGAGGCCAAAUGAUGCCAGAAACAAGGCAUCCUUAAUGGCUUCAGCUUAUGAUCUAAAAGCAAUCCUGUUUUUUUCUUAAGAGUAUGGAUUUUACAUGCAGUACAUCAUAGCCAGAGUUUUCACCUGUAUGAAAUAUUGUGAAAAGGCAUAACUGAUGGAAAGUUGAGAUCAGUGCAUGUUGCCCUCUCUGUUUAGAAUUUACAGUCUUCCAAAUAAAUCAUGGGCCACUCUGAGCUUUGGUCUUUGUAGAGAGGAUGUAUAAAAGAGGUUCAUUAGACAUGACAGUAACAGUGGAAGUGUGGUGGUUGUGUCCUCUUUCCACAUCUCUAAACUGUUCAACUUUAUUUUAAUUCUGAAUACAUCCUCCAAACCUUUGUCACAUACAGCGACUUAAAACUGUAAGAGGAGCUGUUUUCAGCUUAAUAUGUGUGGGCUGCUGUUUUUUGUAGUUAGACAGGAUUGGGUUUGCCUUUCUUGACUAGUCUUCUGGUCAUGGUAAGACAACAUGAAUCACUAGACUCGUUAAAGCCGUGACCAAAAGGUCUGAAACCAUGUAAAUCUGCCUUCAUACUGUCACACUAAUUCUCUGUACAGCAUAUGCAUUAUUCACACUUUUAUUAGUGCCAAGACUGAAUCAGUGUUAGACUGUAGGUAAAGAUGAACAUUAAAAACAGUACCAGUUUGCUUUGAAUUUCAAAGUUUUUAAUUGUUACGCAGUUUAACUCAUUAUGUAGAAUAUUUUUCAUUGUUCCUUGUUAUGUAUAUACUUUUAAGAUGGUUGAUCUGUUUGAUAACUUUUUAAUGUAAUGUUUUUAUGGGACUGUGCACUUAAACCUGCUUAUUUAUAUGUACAGAUGUUCAUAGAUUGGAUUUGUAAAGGUAAUGAUUACUUAUCUAUUUUUCUUAAAGAAAAGGAGAUUGAAUUUGUUUGAAUAAAC